AAUCAGGAAGUCGGGAAGUUUUGUGGCAAAACAAACCUUAAGUGGCAGAAUGAGUAGAAUAUAUGAUAACAGAGCAUUACAGAAUAAAGCAGUUCAUAAUGAAAAGCUGAGUUUUACAUGGAAUCCAUCUCUCUAUCAGAGGGGUGAUGGAGUGAUUGUAGAGGGAACAUUUGUUGAUGUGUCUCGCCAUGCUAUUACAGACAUCAACAAUAAAAAGGAACGUUAUAAUGUUUUGUACAUCAAACCGAGUCGAAUCCACUGCAGAAAAUAUGACAGCAAAGGCAAUGAGAUCGAACCAAACUUCAGCGAAACCAGGAAGGUCAACACCGGUUAUCUAAUGUCGUCCUACAAAAUGGAGGCCAAGGGUGAGUCUGAUCUUCUAAGUGAGGAGCAACUGAAGUGCAUAGUAAACAAAAAGGACCUUCUGGAAAUAACCCAGAAGCAUUGUCCCAACCAGACCUUCGCAUUCUGGAUCCUGGAGACUGAGAUGGAGAAGACGGAGCUAGAGACGGGUCAGGAUAUCAGGCUGAAAACCAAAGGAGAUGGUCCCUUUAUAUUUUCCUUUGCCAAGUUGGAUGCUGGCACAGUGACAAAGUGCAAUUUUGCUGGAGAUGAGACUGCUGGGAAAUCAUGGACAGACAAGAUAAUGGCCAAUAAAGGAGAUACCCAGAGUAAAGUCCCUACAGCUGCACAGGGUGAAGUGGCUGAGGAUGAUGAGUGGGAUGAAUGAUCAGUACACAGGAAACAUAAGAGCUGAAGAUCAUGGACUUUUUAACCACAGCGUAUGUAGCCGAACAUCAUAUACAGUAACUGCUUUUCAUAUAAAUUCAUCUGACUUUUUGAUAUGUACACUACUAAUAAAUGCUUAUAAUAAUUUUUUUACUGAGA
Molecule: messenger RNA, 888 nt
Organism: Trichomycterus rosablanca
Lineage: Eukaryota; Metazoa; Chordata; Actinopteri; Siluriformes; Trichomycteridae
Gene: arpin
Product: actin related protein 2/3 complex inhibitor
Exons: 6
Coding region: 50-730 (226 amino acids)
Biological process (GO): negative regulation of actin nucleation
Source: RefSeq, a predicted model, not a curated record